This is a messenger RNA of Gossypium raimondii (Peruvian cotton), 1781 nucleotides long. RefSeq lists its product as uncharacterized. NCBI's taxonomy places the organism in Eukaryota, Viridiplantae, Streptophyta, Magnoliopsida, Malvales, Malvaceae. The transcript is spliced from 3 exons. Bases 211 to 897 code for a protein of 228 amino acids. The record is from RefSeq and is a predicted model, not a curated record.
GAGACAGCACCACAGCGCGUCUCCUUAGGCCUAACUUAAGGAGAUGUUUCUGUUGUGUCUCCUUGGAACUAACUAAUGGAAACAUUAGGCCGUGUCUCUCUGGAUUACCUAUGGAGACACUUUCUUGGGUCUCCUAGGUUGUUGAUUGUAGAGACGCCAAUCAUCAUCUCCGUAAGUCUCUAAAUUGUUUUGCAAAACUUAAACACCCAAAUGUUCCGUUCUUACUUUCUUUGUAAGUCUUUUGAAUCUUGCUUUCUUUCUUCCAACGUUAGUCUCUCAUUCUCCCUAAUUUUCGCUUCCUUACGAAUUCACGAUCUUGGGGUAGAGACAAUGACAUUGGACAAAAGUUGGAUUGAUGCUCCCAAAUUUAGCAUGGUUUACAUGAAUGGAAUAGCUUCAUUCAUUGAAUAUGCCACCAAGAAUAGCACAAACAACCAGAACAUAUAUUUUCCAUGCAAGAAGUGCUAUAAUAGAUUUCUCCUCCGCCCUAAAGUUGUACAUAAUCAUCUUCGUCUAUAUUGUUUUGUGAAGUGGUAUAAGAGAUGGAUUUUUCAUGGCAAAACUUCUGCGUCAAUUUUUUCAUCAAAUUCCCCCAAUAUGGCAAGUCAUACGAGAAGUUUGAAUGAUAUUGAUGUUGAUUUAGGAACUAGGGACUUGAUAAUGGAGGUUAUUGGAUUAAAUGUGCCAGUACAUGACAGAGAUGAAUUUAGUCACGGUGAUCAUGUUAAUGGCGGAGGUGAUGUUGUUUCCACUUUGCUUCCUUCUGAGGAUGUUGGACGAACCACUGGUGAAAUCUUAUGGAUGAUUGCAAGGGUUCGGAUGCAAAUGCUACAUCAUGUCAAAAAUAUGGGCUCUCGAGAUGGGUUACAAGUGCAGUUAAAGGAAAUGAAGAUUUAGCUAGGGAAGCAACAACAACCCAUUCGCAUUAAAAGCUUGCAAAAGUCCUCAAGUACUUUCCUUUGAUCCCGAUACUAAAAAGAUUGUUCAAGUCAUCCACAACUGUGGCUUUUAUGGCUUGGCAUGACCAUUCUCAUGUCAAAGAUGGACUUCUCCGACAUCCCAUUGAUACUAAAGCUUAGAAAGCUUUUGAUGAGAAGUUUUUGGACUUCGCUUUUGACCCUCGCAAUAUUCGUCUAGGAUUGGCAAGUGACGGUUUCAAUCCUUUUCGAACAAUGAACACCACACUUAGUACGUGGCUGGUGGUGUUGGUCCCGUACAACAUGGAACCAUGGACAUGUAUGAAGGCUUCAUUUCUCAUUUUAUCAAUGAUAAUACCAUGUAAAAAAGGUCCUGGUAACGACAUUGACAUCUACUUGCAGCCAUUAAUUGACGAAUUGAAACAACUUUGGGAUGGUGUAAGUGCAUUUACGUGCGUGUCUUAUAUGACCCUAAAUGAUUUUCUAGCAUAUGCAAACCUAUCAAGCUAGAGUACUAAGGGGUGUGUCGCAUGCCUGGUAUGUGCAGUUGAUGGUUCUUGAGUGCGAUGUGCUUUGCAUGGUGCCAUUAGAUUUAAUACUAAUAACAGAAGAACACAAAAUCACUUAACAAUAAACAAAAAUAGAACGCCUAACCUCAGUUACGAUUUAUAGCUUUCGAGUUGUUGUUCAAUUCAUUGUUCUUGCAAAAGAGAAGGAAAAAGACCAGUAAACAAAUGGACAGAUGAUGAAGAAGAAGAAGAAUACCGAAACAAAAUAGAAGCUUGGAUGAGUAGAAAUGAAGCAGAGGAGAUGGAGGAUGCAUGCGACGGAUUCCAAGGAUGAGGAUGACUUUUAGAAUGUUUA